Molecule: messenger RNA, 524 nt
Organism: Chelmon rostratus (copperband butterflyfish)
Lineage: Eukaryota; Metazoa; Chordata; Actinopteri; Chaetodontiformes; Chaetodontidae
Gene: rbx1
Product: ring-box 1, E3 ubiquitin protein ligase
Exons: 5
Coding region: 48-374 (108 amino acids)
Biological process (GO): protein ubiquitination; ubiquitin-dependent protein catabolic process
Cellular component (GO): nucleus; cullin-RING ubiquitin ligase complex
Molecular function (GO): zinc ion binding; ubiquitin protein ligase activity; cullin family protein binding
Source: RefSeq, a predicted model, not a curated record
GUUUCUUCCGGGUAACUUGCUCAUCACGUCAAACUUCUCCUUUCAAGAUGGCAGCAGCUAUGGAUGUGGAUACGCCGAGCGGCACAAACAGCGGAGCCAGCAAGAAGCGAUUUGAAGUUAAAAAGUGGAAUGCUGUGGCGCUGUGGGCCUGGGACAUAGUGGUGGAUAACUGCGCAAUCUGUCGGAACCACAUCAUGGAUCUUUGUAUAGAGUGCCAGGCCAACCAAGCUUCUGCAACCUCUGAGGAGUGCACUGUAGCUUGGGGUGUCUGCAAUCAUGCCUUCCAUUUCCACUGUAUCUCUCGCUGGCUGAAAACCAGACAGGUGUGCCCACUGGACAACAGGGAGUGGGAGUUUCAGAAAUACGGACACUAGCUGUAUUAUUGUUGACCUUUUUCUCGGCUACUUGAAGAGGCACCCUUACUGCUCCUGUCCCCUCCCGCUUGUAAUCCUAGUUUUUAUUUUUCACCCAUGUCUUUGUUUUGGUAUGUUGUAAGUACACAAAUAAAAAUGAAUGUUGUCAGA